AAUGACAUCCUUUCAAGAAGUUCCACUGCAGACUUCCAACUUUGCCCAUGUCAUCUUUCAAAAUGUGGCCAAGAGCUAUCUUCCUAAUGCACACCUAGAAUGUCAUUACACCUUAACUCCAUAUAUCCAUCCCCAUCCAAAAGAUUGGGUUGGUAUAUUCAAGGUUGGAUGGAGUACUGCUCGUGAUUAUUACACGUUUUUAUGGUCCCCUGUGCCUGAACAUUAUGUAGAAGGAUCAACAGUCAAUUGUGUGUUAGCAUUUCAAGGAUAUUACCUUCCAAAUGAUGAUGGAGAGUUUUAUCAGUUCUGUUAUGUUACCCAUAAGGGUGAAAUUCGUGGAGCAAGUACACCUUUCCAGUUUCGAGCUGCUUCUCCAGUUGAAGAGUUGCUUACUAUGGAAGAUGAAGGAAAUUCUGACAUGUUGGUGGUGACCACAAAAGCUGGCCUUCUUGAGUUGAAAAUUGAGAAAACCAUGAAAGAAAAAGAAGAACUGUUAAAGUUAAUUGCUGUUCUGGAAAAAGAAACAACACAACUUCGAGAACAAGUUGGAAGAAUGGAAAGAGAACUUAACCAUGAGAAAGAAAGAUGUGACCAACUGCAAGCAGAGCAAAAGGUUCUUUUUGAAGUCUCACAAAGUUUAAAAAUGGAAAAUGAAGAAUUUAAGAAGAGUUACAAUGAUGCUACAUCCAAAGCCCUCCAGCUUGAGGAAGAUAUUGUGUCAGUCACACAUAAAGCGAUUGAAAAAGAAACUGAAUUAGACAGUUUAAAGGACAAACUCAGAAAGGCACAAUAUGAAAGAGAACAGCUUGAAUGUCAAUUGAAGACAGAAAAGGAUGAGAAGGAACUUUAUAAGGUACAUUUGAAGAAUACAGAAAUAGAAAAUACCAAGCUUGUGUCAGAGGUCCAGACUUUAAAGAAUUUAGAUGGGAACAAAGAAAACAUGAUUACUCAUUUCAAAGAAGAGAUUAGCAGACUGAAGUUCUGUUUGGCUGAAAAGGAGAAUCUACAGAGGGCUUUCUUGCUUACAACCUCAACUAAGGAAGAUACAGUUUUUUUCAAGGAGCAACUUCGUAAAGCAGAGGAACAGGUUCAGGCAACUCGGCAGGAAGCUGUCUUUCUGGCUAAAGAACUUAGCGAUGCUGUAAAUGUGCGGGAUAAGACAAUGGCAGAUCUGCACACUGCACGCUUGGAAAAUGAGAGAGUGAAAAAGCAGUUAGCUGAUGCAGUGGCAGAGCUUAAACUAAGUGCUGUGAGAAAAGACCAGGAAAAGACUGAUACACUGGAACACGAACUGAGAAGAGAGGUUGAAGAUCUGAAACUUCGUCUUCAGAUGGCAGCAGAUCAUUAUAAAGAAAAAUUCAAGGAAUGCCAGAGGCUCCAAAAACAAAUAAACAAACUUUCAGACCAAUCAGCUAAUAACAAUAGUGUCUUCACAAAGAAAAUUGGGAGUCAGCAGAAAGUGAAUGAUGUCUCAAUAAACACAGACCCAGCUACUGCUGCCUCUACGCUUGAUGUAAAGCCACCACCUUCUACAGCUGAGGUAGAUUUUGACAAUCUAACUAAGGGACAAGUCUCUGAAAUGACCAAAGAAAUUGCUGCAGAAAAGUAUAAUAAAUGUAAACAACUCUUGCAGGAUGAGAAAACAAAAUGCAAUAAAUAUGCUGAUGAACUUGCAAAAAUGGAGCUGAAAUGGAAAGAACAAGUGAAAAUUGCUGAAAAUGUGAAACUGGAACUAGCUGAAGUAGAGGAGAAUUACAAAGAACUUAAAAGGAGUAUAGAAAAUCAAGCAGAAAGGAAAUUGGAGGAUGGAGCAGAUGGUGCUUUUUACCCAGAUGAAAUCCAAAGGCCACCUGUGAGAGUACCCUCUUGGGGACUGGAAGAUAAUGUUGUCUGCAGCCAGCCUGCUCGAAACCUAAGUCGACCUGAUGGUUUAGAAGACCCUGAGGAUAGUAAAGAAGAUGAGAAUGUGCCCACUGCCCCUGAUCCUCCAAGUCAGCAUUUACGUGGCCAUGGAACAGGCUUUUGCUUUGAUCCCAGCUUUGAUGUUCAGAAGAAAUGUCCACUCUGUGAAUUAAUGUUCCCUCCCAACUACGAUCAGAGCAAAUUUGAAGAACAUGUUGAAAGUCACUGGAAGGUGUGCCCAAUGUGCAGCGAGCAGUUCCCUCCUGACUAUGACCAGCAGGGGUUUGAAAGGCAUGUACAAACCCAUUUUGAUCAGAAUGUUUUAAAUUUUGACUAGUUAAUUUUUAUUAGGAGUUAAUAAUACAGUUUAGCAGUUGGAAAAAAAAACACCUCAGACCACUAAGGAGACCACAAGGUGUCACUUUCAUGCACCCUCUACUGCACUUUUCUGAUCAAGAGCUACUUUGAGUUUGGUGUUACUAGUGUCAGGGUCAGUCCUUGGCUUAUCA
This is a messenger RNA of Lipotes vexillifer (Yangtze River dolphin), 2411 nucleotides long. RefSeq names its product Tax1 binding protein 1 (gene TAX1BP1). Gene Ontology annotation, biological process: negative regulation of apoptotic process. NCBI's taxonomy places the organism in Eukaryota, Metazoa, Chordata, Mammalia, Artiodactyla, Lipotidae. The coding region runs from base 2 to 2239 and encodes 745 amino acids. The record is from RefSeq and is a predicted model, not a curated record. The transcript has 16 exons.